AUGGAAAACUUCCAGGGACUGAAGUUCGCGGCGAAGGCGCCGACAGGAAGCAGCGCUUAUGGAAAGGAGGACGGAAUCGAGGUGAAGUUCGAGAGGAAGGAAGACGAGAACUUUGUGUACUCGACGUACGAACAUGUGGAAACGCAAGUGCAGAAGGUGAGCAGUGGCAGUGGUGGAGUAGGUGGUGCAGGGGGACAGGUCACGUUUUCUUGCAACAAGGUAAGCACGAACUACGAAAUCAAGGUAGAAAAAAUGAAGGAUAAAAAACUGGGAGUCCUAUUAGUAGGUAUUGGAGGAAAUAACGCCACUACGCUGUUAGGAGGAAUCUGUGCAAAUGCCAAGAAGCUAACUUACACAAAUAAGUACGACGUGAAGAAGGCCAACUAUUUGGGCAGUGUCUUCCUCUCGUCCAACGUGAGACUAGGGUAUGAUGCAAAGAGUCGAGAGCAUUCGUACUGUCCCAUACACAAGCUAAUCGAGGUAUACAAUCCAGAAAAUAUCACCUUCGGAGGAUGGGAUCUUAACAACCUCAACUUAAAAGAUUGCCUGAUGCGAAAUAAAGUAUUUGAACAGGACUUAGUGGAAAAAAUAAAAGAAGACAUGAAUUACGUUCCAUUAAAGAGUGUCUACUUUAAAGGAAAUUUCAUUGCAGCUAAUCAACAGAAGAGAGUAAACAAUAUCCUUGUGGGAAAUAAUAAGUUAGAAAUUUUAGAGCAAGUAAGAGGACAAAUAUGUAACUUCAAGAAGGCAAAUAAUUUAGACGAAGUAAUUGUCCUGUGGUCUGGAAACACGGAGAAGAAUAUUGCACACAUUGAAGGAGUGAAUGAUACUUAUGAAAAUAUUCUCUUGGCAUGUAAAAAUAAUCACCCUUCUGUUUCUCCAAGCAUUGUGUAUGCCUUGGCAUCUGUUCUGGAGAACUGCCCCUUUAUCAACAGCAGUCCCCAGAAUACUCUCGUCAAUGGUGUAGUACAGCUGGCUGAGCAGAAGGGCAUUUUCAUCGUCGGUAACGAUUUGAAGACGGGCCAAACGAAGAUCAAAAACUUCCUCCUCGACUUUUACUUCGGCACGGGCCUGAAGCCCAAGAGCAUCGUCUCGUACAACCACCUCGGAAACAACGACGGGAAGAACCUCUCCUCAGACCUCCAAUUUUACAGCAAGAAAAUUUCGAAGAGUAACCUCAUCUGCGAUUACGUAAAGGCUAACGAACAUAUGUACGCGGACGAAGAAGAGGAGGCAGCCCUCUCUAGCAAGUUCACCAAGCAGAGUGAAAACUACUGUAAGGGAGACAGUCUGCUGUCCACCUCCACGGAUGUCACAGACUUGGAAGCAGAUUACGCAUAUGCAGAAGCAAUUGAGAAUCAGAAAGUGAAUAGCGAAAUUGUUAUAAAAUAUGUCCCGUACGUAGGAGAUGAUAAAAAAGCUAUCGAUGAGUACAUCAGUGAAAUAUUUAUGAACGGAAAGAACACAAUUUCGUUGUAUAAUGUUUGCCAGGAUUCGCUGUUGGCUUCUCCCAUUUUGAUUGAUUUAAUUCUUUUGGUGGAAUUAUCUCAGAGAGUUUACUUUAAGGGUGGAUCGCUAAGUGCCUCUGCCAUUGUUCCCGGUGCGCAGUCGAACAUAAAGAACCCUAUUAACGUUGGCGGGGAUUAUCAAUUGGCUCACACCAUCUUACAGCCCAAGUACCCAGAGUUUAAAAAAAUGGAGUGUGUUCUCUUCCUGUCGAGUCUUUUCUGUAAAUCUCCUUUCAAUUCAAGUGUCUACAAAACGAGGCACUCGUUCUUUUCCCAGUUGGAGAGUCUCUGCAACUAUGUGCGAAUCAUUUGUGGCCUCCCCGUGGAUGACCACUUAGACCUCCCCUACAUGAUCUGA
Messenger RNA from Plasmodium cynomolgi strain B, 1866 nucleotides. Its product is annotated as myo-inositol 1-phosphate synthase. Gene Ontology annotation, biological process: phospholipid biosynthetic process; inositol biosynthetic process. The transcript is spliced from 2 exons. Gene Ontology annotation, molecular function: inositol-3-phosphate synthase activity. The record is from RefSeq and is a predicted model, not a curated record. Gene Ontology annotation, cellular component: cytoplasm. NCBI's taxonomy places the organism in Eukaryota, Apicomplexa, Aconoidasida, Haemosporida, Plasmodiidae. Bases 1 to 1866 code for a protein of 621 amino acids.